Hyposmocoma kahamanoa is the source of this 1501-nucleotide messenger RNA. It is a transcript of the gene gprs, whose product is annotated as serine-enriched protein. The coding region runs from base 66 to 1259 and encodes 397 amino acids. Lineage: Eukaryota; Metazoa; Arthropoda; Insecta; Lepidoptera; Cosmopterigidae. Gene Ontology annotation, molecular function: protein binding. The record is from RefSeq and is a predicted model, not a curated record. The transcript is spliced from 9 exons.
GAGUUGUUUAAAGCGAAGGGUAUCUAGUCCAUAAGUAGAGUUUUCAUUAAAUUUUUAAACGAUUUAUGAGGCUUAGAGACUCCACAAUACAGUGCAAGUGCAUUUUCGUUGAGGCUAAGAAGAUACAUCAACAGUCGUCAAUGCGAAGCGGGGUGCUAGCGGCCAUGGAGGCGGAGCCUGACCUCAGCACCUUUGAGAACAAGUCAGGGCUGGCUGAGGACAUGAAGUUCCUCGCCUCCAUGCCGGAACUGUGUGAUGUCACAUUCCUCGUUGGUGACACAAGAGAGCCAGUAUGCGCCGUCAAGGCUGUACUGGCUGCUCGGAGCAGGGUUUUUCAAAAGAUGCUCUAUCAAGCUCCAAGUCCCCAAAGGAAGAAAGAACCAGCGCCAAGGGAGAAUAAACUACGUCUCUUCCUGAAAAGAUCUUCAGAGCCCUUGCUGAAUCUUCAAAAUGCCGCUCAACAGAGAUCGACUUUCGCGCAGCAAUUGGCUCCGAUACAAGAGCCAUCAUCACAGCAGCAUCAAACCCUGAUCAUCGAGGAGUUCGAGCCCGACGUGUUCCGUCAAUUAAUCGAGUACAUCCAUACCGGAUGCGUCACGUUGCAACCCAGAACUUUACUAGGGGUGAUGAACGCAGCCGAUUACUACGGACUGGACGAGCUCCGCCGCGCGUGCGCAGGCUUCGUGCAAUGCUGUAUCACCGUCGACACCGUCUGUGCCCUACUUGCCUCUGCUGAGAGAUACAUUCAGUACAAAUGUACUAAGUCUUUAGUGCAAAAGGUAUUGGAAUUCGUCGAUGAACACGGCAAUGAGGUUCUUAACUUAGGUUCCUUCACACUGCUCCCACAACAUGUUGUCAGGCUUAUUCUUGCUCGAGAGGAACUAAGGGCUGAUGAGUUUACCAAAUUCCAAGCGGCGUUGAUGUGGGGUAAAAAAUACUGUGACACAAACCCAAAUACAUCGCUGAAGGAUGUCAUUGGAAACUUCCUUGAGUACAUCCAGUUCCACAAGAUUCCAGCUAACGUGCUAAUGAGAGAAGUACAUCCACUGGGAUUGGUGCCGUACUCCAUUAUAAUGAAUGCACUAGCUUAUCAGGCAGACCCGGCCAGCGUAGAUCCAGGCAAACUUUCCCCAGCGCGAGUGCGGCGCGCUGGCCGCUCCAUGUCCGUGCAGUCUUCGCUUGACCCUUAUGGCUCCAAUACAACCCUCUCUUCUACUGGCUCGAGCGAUGUUCCGUCGUCAGACUCUCGGCACAACUAACGCGAGGGGAACCUCCCCCGUCCUACGCCCGAACCCGUCCCCGGACCCUCCACAGCCCCUGUUGCCCCUCUUACUCCAGUCGCUCCUGUCGCUCCAGCCAAUCUUCCUGCUCCAGAGAAGCCAGAGAAGCCACCGGAGAAGCUUGGCCUCUUUUCGUCUAUUAAGCGUGCCGCCAGCAAAAAAUUUGGAGAUCGCCGUUCUCCGACGCCAAAAGUCAGAGAGCCUCGAUCGAAAUCAGACUC